Messenger RNA from Cydia pomonella (codling moth), 1086 nucleotides. Its product is annotated as WW domain-binding protein 4. Gene Ontology annotation, cellular component: nucleus; precatalytic spliceosome. Gene Ontology annotation, biological process: mRNA splicing, via spliceosome. Gene Ontology annotation, molecular function: zinc ion binding; protein binding; RNA binding. The record is from RefSeq and is a predicted model, not a curated record. The transcript is spliced from 7 exons. NCBI's taxonomy places the organism in Eukaryota, Metazoa, Arthropoda, Insecta, Lepidoptera, Tortricidae. The coding region runs from base 155 to 1045 and encodes 296 amino acids.
ACAUAUUAAACUCAAAACUGACAAGAAAGACAUUUUGAUUUAUCCAAAGUAAACCAAACUUAAGCAUUUAAUUUAAUCAUACACUAUUACACUUGCAUUAAUUCAAAAUACUAAAUUCAGUUAUUGGUCGUACUGAGAACUGUAGUUGAGCAAAAUGACAGAAUACUGGAAAUCGCAAGCUCGCAAAUAUUGUGAAUUUUGUAAAUGUUGGUUUGCUGACAAUAAAGUUUCAAUUUCUUUUCAUGAAGGAGGGAAACGUCACAAAGAAAAUGUUCAAAAACACAUAUCCCAAAUCACAAAGAAAAGCACUAAAGAAUUUAAACAAAAAGAGAAAAUUGAUGAUGACUUGAAAAAGAUGGAGGCAGCUGCCAUGGCUGCCUACUUGAAGGAUGUACAAAAUAAUGCAGACCUCACCUCACAAAGUAUUAACAACAUGUUGGGUGAAAGCAGCUCCUCAAACAAAAAUGAAGCAGUUGUGGAGGUUUCACAAGCUCGGCCCACUCCAGUUUGGCAUGAGGUCAAAGCUGAUGAUGGUUCAUACUUUUGGAACACAGAAACCAAUGAAACUACAUGGGAUCCCCCAGACCAUUAUUUAUCACUUGCUGAUCAGGAAAAAGAGAAACUGAAAGAAGAGGAAGCUAAGAAGAUUAAGAAAAAGCAAAAAGAACAGAAACAUAAAGAAGCCGUAGUGGAAGCGAAGGCGCACCUCGCCCGCGAGAGCAUGCGGGCGCUGUCCGUCCGGCGGCAGCAGCCCGGGCCGCCCGCCCGGCAGCAGCAGCCCGCGGCGCCGCUCGGGCCCGCGCCGCGCGCCGCCCCCUACGGCACGUGGCGGCCUGUUGAGAACAAACCAGUGGAGCAAAUCGACCUGCAGCUGCCGAAGCCCGACAAGGAAGUGCAGCCCCCGCCCGUCGUCGUGCAGCCCGAGGCCCGCGCCACGUUCGGGGAGCGGCGCGUCGACUCGCUCGGCGACGGCCCUGUUGAGUUCAAAAAGAGGAAAUUAAACAACCCCAAAAGAAAUAUGCGGCAAAAGCUGGAUGAUGAUUGAUAAUAACUAUGCUAUAAGUUUUAAUAUACGUUUUUAUCAAA